AUGAGGGGAUGCCUCACAUGUCGUCUGCGCCAUCUCAAAUGUGACAAAUCCGGCUCAAAAUGUAUUCGUUGCCAACGCUCUGGUCGCGAAUGUGUGCCGGCCCCCGGCAAAUCUGAAGAAGUCUCUUUCCGCCACGGCCAGAAUCCAUCCUUGCGAGGAAAGGGGCCUCCGAGAUAUGGCGAGAGUGAUCUUGCUUUUCCGGAUGACCAGGUUUGGGUCGAGACCUCUUCCGAUUAUGACUUCAAGGAUGAAACAGCUCAGACGGCAGCUGAAUACUAUGUUGUGCCUGUGAGGCAGGUAUCAGCUUCAACCUCUGAACGUUCAACACCUUCUACAAUGGAAUCUUUGAACCUCACUGCUUACGCAGGAUCUCAAUUGGGCUCUAGAUCGAAUUCUGUGAAUUCUCCACGUGCACCUACCACGCUCAUUGGCCAACCGAGGCUAUCCAACCUGACCGAAGCCUUUCUUUUGCGCCAUUUUCAAAAGUACCUUGCCCCCUGGCUUGAUGCAUUCAACCCUGAACGACACUUCUCGACAGAUGUCAUCGAACGUGCCACUCAAUCUCCAUUACUACUAUAUGCAUGUCUAGCAGUCUCAGCAUGUCACCUAUCCCGAACAACAAACUCCAUCGCCGGCGAUGUCGCACACGGAUACCAUGAACGCUGUAUUUCAAUCAUGCUCCCGGUUCUCGACAAACCCGAGUUUGAAAUCGGAAUCGAAAUCCUUCUCUCAUCAACAGUUAUUCUACGAUUUUUCGAAUCAAUCUCCUCCCAUAGUCCCCCCAACGACCAACAACACCAUCUCCUGGCCGGUUCGGUAUAUGUCAGCUCCCAUGUGGACUCUGCUAUCGCGGGCGGACUAGCAUCGGCUUCGUUUUGGGCCUAUGUCAUUCAAGACAUUCAGUUCGCCCUUACCUACCAGAAAUGCCUUCGACUAUCAUUUGCGCCAUUCGAUGACCGACUACGACGCUGGUGGGUUACCAAGCCAGUCUUGAGUGACGGCGACUGGACGAACCGGGCUAUAUGGCUGCUGGCCGAGACUAUCGAUUUCUGCUAUAAUAUCUCAGGCCGAACCCAUGAUAGUAGACUCGGGAGCGCGGGUGAGGCUGCGCUCAGGCAUCGCAUUCUGGAGUGGGAGCUUGGUCGACCUGAUACGUUUGUGCCAUUGCAUAUUUCGCCGCCGGAUCCUGGGAGUGGGAAGCCUUUUCCUGUUGCUUGGUAUACGAGUUUGUGGCAUGCAACUGCAAUUCAGCACAUUUGUCUCACUAAAGCGCUAAUGCUCAUUCGCGAACUCGAGUUUUAUGAUCGCAGCAUGUUGCAUUUAGAGCAGCCUGUCAAAUUAAGGAGUGACCUAGCUAGAACGCUUAACUUCAUGUUUGGCAUCGCCAUAUCUGCCGACGAUGAUCCUUCACUGCGUAUCACGGCUUGCCAUGCACUUUUUGCUUGUGGCUCAUGGGUGGAAGACCCUGUUGUCCAGAAUUUGCUGAUUGAUCUCCUUCGCCGAACGGAAAGGGAGAAUGGCUGGCCAUGGGGAUAUGUACACAACCAAGUUGUACAAGCAUGGAGGACGAUGUAG
Messenger RNA from Penicillium griseofulvum, 1575 nucleotides. RefSeq names its product Zn(II)2Cys6 transcription factor. Bases 1 to 1575 code for a protein of 524 amino acids. The record is from RefSeq and is a predicted model, not a curated record. Gene Ontology annotation, cellular component: nucleus. Gene Ontology annotation, biological process: positive regulation of transcription by RNA polymerase II. The transcript has 9 exons. Lineage: Eukaryota; Fungi; Ascomycota; Eurotiomycetes; Eurotiales; Aspergillaceae. Gene Ontology annotation, molecular function: DNA-binding transcription factor activity, RNA polymerase II-specific; transcription cis-regulatory region binding; zinc ion binding.